Molecule: messenger RNA, 1022 nt
Organism: Owenia fusiformis
Lineage: Eukaryota; Metazoa; Annelida; Polychaeta; Sabellida; Oweniidae
Source: the annotation of a GenBank genome assembly
GGGACAUACGCCCAGGACACCCUGUACCACCACUCUAUAUAUAAUCUAAUUUACAAUUAUAUAAAGCUUAAGAUCCUAUUACCGAUCAAAAGUAAAUCCAAGAAGUAUGUUAACAGGUACGUUGCAAUGGUAAUCCUAUACCAGUAACUGUAAUAUUUUUAUUUCGGUUUUACACCAUUAAUGUUAUAAUGUGCAAUGCGUAAUAAUUUGUCGGUCAAAAGAAUUCUCGAGUUGUUGCUUUUUGUUUGAAUAAAGACUUGGAGGAACUGUAACAUAAAAUGUUAAAAGACAAAGAUGUAUUGGCAUCAGUUAUUUGUUAACUAAAAUGCUGUAAAAGGUGUGCUUGUGUAUGAAGUCCAUAAUGAUGUACAACAAACUAAGAAACAAUGUAUGUGUGCUGAUUAUUGAAGUGCUUGUGUGCCUAGCUACACUGUCAGAUUGCUGUUUUUCUUCAUUGGCCUCGCAAGAAGAAACACUGGGACACGUUCCUAUAACAUGCUACAAAUGCAAAGGCAAUGCCAAUGACAGCUCGUGUGCUGACCCAAUAAUGGAAAGAAAGAAUGGGUUACAAAUGGAUAAGGUUCUGUGUGAUUAUGGUAUGUGUCUCAAAUGGACAUACAUGUCGAAAGGUGAACUGAUCAUGGAGAGAACCUGUUCAUCGAGUGAUAAUAUAGAAUUUAGAUUAAACUUUUACGAAGUUUGCAUUUCUGAGAAGUCUCCAGCUGUUGGAAAUUUGUGUAUGUGUGGAACUAAUUUGUGCAACGGAGGACGGACAAUAAAUCCCAGGACAAUUGAACUAUCUUUCCUGGUUAUGGGACUUCUGUUUUAUAACAGUGCAUUAAUUAGCCAGUGAUUGAUCAUUGCCAUGAGAAACUAUCCAAGGAGUAUUACAUUAUCGCUUUUUGCGACCGUUUUAUAUCAAAUCGUUUUUUAUUGAAAUUGAUUUUUUGGUAAACCAAUUUAUGUCCUCACGUCGUCCUAUCUUGUAAAAAGCCACAAUAAAAGCAUCAUACGAUUUCAAA